CCGGCAGCGGCAGUUUUAAACCCCGUACCAUUUAGUCACUUAUAGCCCUUAAUGCUUUUCAUAGUAUGUGUCUGAAGAGAAGAAGAAGAAACCAAAGAAGAAGACGUGAUAAGGACUAUAAGCACAAGAAAUCUACUCCAUCAAUCAGUGAAAGAUAAGUUUCUAAACUGUCUGCGGUGAAAAGAUCCAGACAGAUACAGGGAAGCUUUCAGAAUCAUGUUAUAAGUCAAUACAGCAUUAUGGAGCUCAUCAUACACCUAUACCUUCUGUAUUGCCAAUUGUUGGUAUCAAACAGUCAGGACUUCCUUCUUUUGUUGUCUGGGAACUUCUUAUUAAUUCCACACUGAGCAGGCAUAUUUCUUUCCAGUAAGUUAUACGCCUACAAAAGCAUGACUUCAAACGAAUUAUGUAACAAUGUCACCUGUAAUGACACACUCACUGUGAAGGGGGAUGGCAAGCCAGCAACCAGCAUCAUCAUGUUUUUGGCUGGUGUGGUGGGAAACCUCCUGGCCCUCUUCAUCCUCGGUGUUCACCAGAAAGAGCAUCGCUCCAGGUCCUCCGUUUUCUGCAUCCUGGUGACUGGCCUGGCCCUCACCGACCUGCUGGGCACCUGCCUCCUCAGCCCACCUGUGUUCAUCUGCUACGCUCGCAACAUGUCCCUGAUAGGUCUGGGUGAAGCAAGACUGUGCAAUCUCUUUGGCUUUGCCAUGAGUUUCUUCGGCCUUGCGCCCACACUCAUCCUGUGUGCCAUGGCUGUGGAACGUUGCCUGGCCAUCAGUCACCCUUAUUUUUACUCUGUGCACAUACGCCGCAGCUUUGCCAAGUUCACCCUUUUCUUUAUAUACCUAUUUUCUUUGGCUUUCUGCCUCCUGCCAUACAGUGGCUAUGGCAAAUUCAGACAGUACAGUCCCGGGACGUGGUGCUUCAUUGACAUGGAUGCAAUAGAGGACGAAAAUGCUAACUUGGUGCUGGCCUUUUCUCUGUCCUACUCCUCACUCACGGCACUGCUAAUCUUGGCAGUAUUUGUGUGCAAUGGUUCAGUGAUUGUCAGCCUGUGUCAGAUGCAUCAGAGCCAGAAGAUGCGGCGCGGCUCAGUUGGGUCAGGGGGGAGAAAGAGGAGGCUGAGCCUGGCCUGGUUUGGACAGGGGGAAGAGGAGAUGGACCACCUGGUGCUGCUGGCACUCAUCACUGUCAUCUUUGUGGUCUGCUCCCUGCCGCUCACUAUUGCAGGUUUUAUUAAUGCCAUUCAGCCAUUUCGUGACGACAAUGAGAACUUGACAGCCUUCCGCUUCUACGCCCUCAACCCCAUUGUGGAUCCCUGGGUCUUUAUCAUCUGCCGCAAGUCUGUGCUUCACCACCUUCGUUCUCUGCUGAGCUGCCGCUUUAGCAAAGGAGCUGUAAAGACUACAGCACAAUGUUCUCUAUCUUUACCGCUUGACAAUCACAUACAGAACAACCCCCCAGAUGUGAUAGUUCCACAGACCACCACGUACUCCAGUUUACCCCAGUGACCCACCAGAAAAAACUCUGAUGAACUAGAGGCAGGGGCAUUUCUAGGUCUAAUAAAACAUUGGAGUAAAGUUGUGAUUGUGAUCUACAUACGGGGUCUGAACACACCUACAUGAGGCACAAAGACUUUCAAAAGAAGCAUCUGUCACAGUGGAAAUAUUAAACUGUUUCUCUAUGAACUCACUAUGAACUGGUUGCACUAGCUCUUACACAUCCACUGACUGAUACAAACUGUUUUAAAGUUGCAAGGAGAGCCGUGCCAUAAAACAAACUGCACUGUAACUUUGCACUAAGGAACACAUCAAACCAUAUCAAGCCUAUGAAUAAUAUAGCCUACUGUAAAAUCUGAAUAUAUGCACUUGGGUAAAGCUUUAUGGGUAAACAAUAUGCAUGAAUGUAUACUGUCUUCUUCUUUUUAUCAGUCAGCCUUUUCUGUCAAAGACAUCCAGAUAAUGGUAAUGGCUUGUCCGUGUUAUGACAUGAGAUGCAGGUCAUACUCAACUGGAUGAAGAUGACCAUACUUGUACAGUUUAUUUCAGCACCUGUCUGACAAAAGGGAGAUUUAUUUUAUUCAAGUGAGAAGAAAUUAUAGAUAUAAAAUGGGUUGAUCUCCCAGGUGACUGUCUAUUGAACCAUUAGUAUGCCUUAUAGUAGAAUAAUUAACCAUGUCAAAACAAGACUAAGCCAUACUAGUGGGUCUGUGAGGCUGCACAGCAGUCCUCUAAUGUAAAACAGUAGCGUCAGUACGCUAACAUGCUCACAAUGGCAAUGCUGUAUACAAAGUUGUGCUGAGACCAAUGGGAAUGUUAUUAGUUUUCUGGAUAUUUGGUCAUAAACCAAAGUAUAUUUUGAGAUGAUGAAGAGAUAAAGGACCACCGAAGUUACACUUAAAAUGAAUGUCUACCAGAUUUUAUGCCAAACCAUCCAUUGGUCAAAAUGACAAAUGUCAACUAUGUGAUGGUGUUACAAGAAAAGUCAGGGGAUCAAUCAAAGUCAUUAGGAUUUAUUGAUGAUGUACAAAAGUUGGUGCCAAUACAUCCGGUAGAUGUUGAGAUACACUACAGAAAAGUCAGUAGAAUUUAUCCUUUGGGAUCAAUAUCUAGACAAAGAUCUAUACCUCAUUUUGGUCAUUUUCAAAUAGAACCUUAAAAUAUGGCAUAUCUCUUCCUUAAAAGACAUCUGGAAGACUUGCAAUGUAAUAAAUCAAACAUAGGCAAGAGAAGAGAGAAUUCCUGCUUGCAGUUGUUUUACUUGCGGUAAACUUUAUAAGUUUAUAAAGUGGUCUCAACGACUGAAACGUUGUAUCUCUGAUAAAGUUUAUUGCAUGUAAAAGUACAUUACAGGCAACGCACCUGUCUACAAGAAACUGAAGGUGUGUAUGAGCCGUAACAGUCAAUAAAUCAAACAUAAAAAUAGUCAGUUUGUUUCUAUGUUAGAGUAAUCUAAUCUGUAAAUCUGCCUCUGAAUUAUGUCCUUCCUCCAGAAUCCUAUCAAUAAAUCUAAGACUUGGUUAAAUCUUCAACUCCAAACCAUACCUGAGAUUUGAGUUAAUCAGGUUUAAAAAGCUUUGAGUUUCAGUCCAGAAUUAGGUUUAAUCCAUAUUCUGAUCCAACCCAUAAUGCCAUUGUACUGCAUGAAGAUUUGGUACCAUGUUUCCUUCUCAUCCUCACUGAUUUUAAAACUACCUAUAAUGAUUGUCUGUGAAUGUUCUUCUAAGAGCCUCUUUGGCGCUCUUGCUUUAUGAAAACCUCUGCUGCUGCUGCAAAAUGCACUGUGAGAAUUUGUCUUUUGUUGUUUUUGUUGUUGAUGUUGAUGUUGUUGUUGUUGUUGUUGUUGUUGUGACUUUAAUGCUGUAACUGCAUUUCAAUGUAGUGUAUUUAUGCCUCUUCACUGUGCUCAGAUGUUGUGAAUCAUGAAAAAAUGUGUUGGUUUAUGUAGUGGAGUGCAGAGAUACAGCACAGUGUAGGGAUAACAGACAGGGACAACAAACGUGGAUAUGAGUUUGGUUUUUUCCGGCUGUGUUGCUCAAUCACUUUUCUUUAUGUUGUCUUUCAUGCGUAUCCAUGCAUGACACGGCUUAAGUAAGAGACACGUUUCCACUUGCACAUCGCAUUCUAUGAGGAUAUUUGAGUUGUUACAUCCAUCAAAAUGAAUGAUAGAAUACAAAUUUUAAAAGAUCGUAUUCGUUCUGUGGUACACAUUUUGUUCAUGUGAAAUUAAAUAUUG
This is a messenger RNA of Scomber scombrus (Atlantic mackerel), 3735 nucleotides long. RefSeq names its product prostaglandin I2 receptor (gene ptgir). Gene Ontology annotation, molecular function: thromboxane receptor activity; prostacyclin receptor activity. The record is from RefSeq and is a predicted model, not a curated record. The transcript has 3 exons. NCBI's taxonomy places the organism in Eukaryota, Metazoa, Chordata, Actinopteri, Scombriformes, Scombridae. Gene Ontology annotation, biological process: negative regulation of smooth muscle cell proliferation; inflammatory response; positive regulation of cytosolic calcium ion concentration. Bases 390 to 1511 code for a protein of 373 amino acids. Gene Ontology annotation, cellular component: plasma membrane.